GAGUUGGUAGUAUCUAAUCGUCUGUGUUUGGCUGUCCUGUUGAAUGUUCUGAAAAGUUGCUUGUCAGGUUCCUAAUUUCAAUUAGACUUUCGUUGUUUAAUAGUAAAACAGUCAAAAUGCCUGACUUUUUAGGAGAUGAAAUGAGGAAGGUGAAAAAGGAUGAUAAAGAGGAAGAAAAAGAAAUUAAAUCUCUUGAUGAGGGAGACAUCGCCCUUCUGAAGACUUAUGGCCAAGGUCAGUAUACAAAGAGCAUCAAGGGGGUCGAGGAUGACAUCCAGACAGUGACGAAGCGAGUCAAUGAGCUGACAGGCAUCAAGGAGUCUGACACUGGCCUAGCUGCACCUGCUCUGUGGGACUUGGCUGCCGACAAGCAAACAUUGCAGAAUGAACAGCCACUGCAGGUGGCAAGAUGUACAAAAAUUAUCAAUGCUGACUCUGACGAUCCGAAAUACAUUAUCAAUGUGAAACAGUUUGCCAAAUUUGUUGUGGACUUGGCAGAUUCAGUGGCGCCAACUGACAUUGAAGAAGGCAUGCGUGUGGGUGUGGAUCGUAACAAGUACCAGAUUCACAUCCCUCUGCCCCCCAAGAUUGACCCCACAGUCACCAUGAUGCAGGUUGAGGAGAAACCAGAUGUGACUUACAGCGAUGUCGGCGGCUGCAAGGAGCAAAUUGAGAAGCUGCGUGAAGUGGUAGAAACUCCUUUGCUCCAUCCAGAGAAGUUUGUCAACCUUGGCAUUGAGCCACCGAAAGGGGUUCUGCUGUUUGGACCUCCUGGAACAGGCAAGACGCUGUGUGCUAGGGCUGUUGCAAAUAGGACGGAUGCCUGCUUUAUUCGUGUCAUUGGCUCGGAGCUGGUACAGAAAUAUGUUGGGGAGGGUGCGAGAAUGGUGCGUGAGCUAUUUGAAAUGGCCCGCAGUAAGAAAGCUUGUCUAAUUUUCUUUGACGAAAUAGAUGCCAUAGGAGGAGCACGAUUCGAUGAUGGUGCUGGUGGGGAUAAUGAGGUACAGAGAACCAUGUUGGAACUCAUUAAUCAGCUGGAUGGCUUUGACCCUCGUGGAAACAUAAAGGUGCUUAUGGCUACAAAUCGUCCAGACACGCUUGACCCCGCCCUCAUGAGGCCUGGACGACUUGACAGGAAAGUGGAAUUUGGACUGCCAGACCUAGAAGGUCGAACCCACAUCUUCAAGAUCCAUGCUCGCUCCAUGAGUGUUGAGCGUGAUAUUCGCUUUGAGCUUCUGGCAAGGCUUUGCCCCAACAGCACAGGGGCUGAAAUACGAUCUGUCUGCACAGAAGCAGGCAUGUUUGCCAUCCGAGCUCGAAGGAAGGUUGCAACAGAGAAGGAUUUCCUGGAAGCUGUGAACAAAGUGAUCAAGUCUUAUGCCAAAUUUUCAGCCACCCCACGCUACAUGACCUACAACUGAGCAUUUCCUAGUUAAGUAUCAGAGAGUGAUAAUAAAGAUUUGCAGUUGAUAUGUAA
Molecule: messenger RNA, 1477 nt
Organism: Zootermopsis nevadensis
Lineage: Eukaryota; Metazoa; Arthropoda; Insecta; Blattodea; Termopsidae
Gene: Rpt1
Product: 26S proteasome regulatory subunit Rpt1
Molecular function (GO): ATP hydrolysis activity; ATP binding
Source: RefSeq, a predicted model, not a curated record